Molecule: messenger RNA, 2536 nt
Organism: Ceutorhynchus assimilis (cabbage seed weevil)
Lineage: Eukaryota; Metazoa; Arthropoda; Insecta; Coleoptera; Curculionidae
Source: the annotation of a GenBank genome assembly
UCAUCCUUGACUAGGAUGUUCAUUUGUACUUGCUCUCUACCUGCUGGAAGAAUCGGAAAGAUCUGAUAGGAGCUGCUAUUUAAAAGCCUUUAAUAAGGACAAGUGUACGCCGAUCUACUUGAAUCAAGAAAAGCAGUACAAAUGAACACCCUAUUGUUUGAGGCUGGGUUACGUUUCCAACCUUCCGGCGGCGAUUCUGCGAUUACAAAAGCGUUCCGUAUGAAACCGAAAUUUCCAGCAACCACUGUCAACCGAUGUCGUACCGACCGGUUAAGUUUGGAAACGGAACCCACCCUAUAAAUUGACAGAACGUGAAAUUGCAUUUCCCAAAAUCCCAAAUCGAUUCCAAAACAAACAAUCCAAAACAAAAUCCAAACUUGAACCUUCUUUAUGUUCUUGUUGAUAUGUUUUCAUAGAAUUUAUUAUUUAUAGUUUUUUCCGUUUUGAUAAUUUGAAGUGUGCAGUGGAUAUGUCUUCAAUUUCCUUUUUUCUACAUAUUAAUUAAUUUUUAACUAGGUACUCAUGACAAAAUAAUAAUUAUUAUUAUUUAUUCAUUAUGUCAGAAAAAACUCGAUCCAUUACCCUAAUUUCGAGUGAAAUUGGUGGAAGAAGUUCGGAAACUCAGAUAUUACUAAGUUCCGGAUCUCCAGAAGACUUUUAUGAGAAAAUUCACAAAAUAUCAAACAUCCCUAAAGAAAAAAUUCACCUUUACCUUGAGGAUGGUACUGAAAUAAAAACUAUCGAUUUUCUGAGAAAUGGUGAUAAAGUUUUCGUAACGGACAAAGAUAGGUUUAUUAAACCAAUUUUUACCAGUGACUGGGUAACUCUCAACGUUGGUGGGAAAUGCUUCACAACAUCUAAAAAAACAUUAAUAAUGAGUGAACCAGAAAGUAUGCUCGCCAGAAUGUUUUCAGAAGAAAAUGGCUUUUUAAUUCCUAGUAGUAUUGACAAAAAUGGGGCCUACCUCAUUGACAGAAGUCCCAAAUAUUUUGAACCCAUUUUAAACUACCUAAGAUGCGGCCAACUAAUUUAUGAUAAAAAUGUAAAUCCAGAAGGUAUUUUGGCAGAAGCCAGAUUUUUUGGCAUAGAAUCCGUAAUACCGACUUUAGAGCUAUCUUUAAAUUCGACAAGAGAAUCUAGAGAUAAAGCUCCACUCACUAGAAGAGAUGUAAUAAAUUCUUUAAUAAGAAGCUCAUAUGCGAGUGAAUUACGAUAUCAAGGUGUUAAUUUGGCAGGAUCCGACCUUAGCAAGCUGGAUCUUAGAUUUAUUAAUUUUAAAUACGCAAAUAUGCAGGGUUGUAAUUUAGUAGGAGCUAAUUUGAGUUGGUGUUGCCUGGAGAGAGCUGACUUAUCAUGUGCAAUAUUGGAUAAUGCCCAGUUGGUUGGCAUUCGGUGUUUAAGAGCCACAAUGGAAGGUGCUUCAAUGAGAAACUGUAAUUUCAAAGAUCCUUCUGGUCAAAGCGCUAACUUAGAAGGUGUAAAUCUCAAGGGUGCAUGCCUUGAAGACAGUGAUAUGGGUGGCGUUAACAUGCGCAUUGCCAAUUGUAAAAACGCCAAUUUAAAAAACUGUGAUUUGAGAGCGGCUGUUCUGGCUGGGGCUGAUUUAGAGAACUGUGAUUUAUCUGGAAGUGAUUUACAUGAAGCAAAUUUAAGAGGAGCCAAUCUCAAAAAUGCUGCCUUUGAGUUAAUGCUUACGCCUCUACAUAUGAGCCAAACAAUCCGUUAGUUUGUAAAUAAAGGUUUGUUCCCACCUCCACAAAAUCUGUUCAAGGACAACAACUGGGCAACAAUAGAAAGCAUGAAAGAAAAUAUUUUUAUUGUCAAGAAAUAAAUGUUAUUAUAACGCAUAAUAAUUCUAAGUGGGCAUUCACACUAUAAUAAGUAGCAAUAAUAAGUAGCAUGCUUCUUGCUUUCUAGCAGCAAGUCGCACGUCACAUGCUACUUUGGUGUGAAUACCUACUAAGACUUACAAGCUAAGAGGACAAUAUUUAUAAAUAUGUAUUACCUACCCAAAAUAAAAUUCUUAUACUACACAAUGGAUAUGAUAACAAAAUAAAAGGAUUAUAAGGUUUUGUAGAGUCAAACAGGUACAGGGUAGUAAUUCACAAUGUAUGUAUCACUAUCAGAAAAAAAUAUUGAAAAACCCCAAUAAGAAUUCUCUUGAAGGGGUUUUGGGUGAAGUUCACCCAUAUCAUUUUAGAUUAUUGAGGAGGCAUAACUUAUGUAUUUAAUAAUAUUUAUAUUUAUAUACUUAGGUACCAUGUUUUCACCAAAUUGGUAUUAUGUACUACAUGCAAAAUUUCAGGACAAAUUUCAGCUUGUCUCUAAUUUGUUCAAGGUUUGACCGAAUCAACCCUGGGCUAUCUCCAGUGAACUAAAAAAAAUUAUGUAAAAAUGUUACUAAAUAAUUUAUUAUUCCCGGGAUUAUUCCAUUAUAUUGUAAUCAUGAAAAGUUUAUACUUAUAAAAUUAGUAUCUGUCUUUGUAUUUGAUUGGAUGAAUCUCAAAGAAUAAAUUCAUAUUUUUCAUGCUUGUAA